Cololabis saira (Pacific saury) is the source of this 2576-nucleotide messenger RNA. RefSeq names its product major facilitator superfamily domain containing 14Bb (gene slc71a2b). Gene Ontology annotation, cellular component: membrane. The record is from RefSeq and is a predicted model, not a curated record. Gene Ontology annotation, molecular function: transmembrane transporter activity. Gene Ontology annotation, biological process: transmembrane transport. The transcript is spliced from 13 exons. The coding region runs from base 193 to 1569 and encodes 458 amino acids. Lineage: Eukaryota; Metazoa; Chordata; Actinopteri; Beloniformes; Belonidae.
GUCACGAGGGUGAAAUACCCGGAUGUUGCAGCUUCAGUUCUGGUUCUGACCCAGAAGUUCGGAGGAGCUGCCGAACCGGACCGACCCGGACCGACCCGGACCCUGGAACCAGAACCGACCUGGACCCGCCCGGAACCGGAACCAUGUGAGCCGAACCGGGCCGGAACCGAACCCGAGGCCGACGACGUCACCAUGCCCGGCCGCGGCCGGCCCCGAGUGUUCCACGCCGUCGUCGUCAUCUUCCUGGAGUUCUUCGCCUGGGGGCUGCUGACCACGCCCAUGCUGACGGUUCUCCAUGAGACGUUCCCGCAGCACACGUUCCUGAUGAACGGCCUGGUGCAGGGAGUCAAGGGCUUCCUGUCCUUCCUGUCGGCUCCUCUGAUUGGUGCUCUGUCAGACAUCUGGGGGAGGAAGUCCUUCCUCCUCCUGACCGUCUUCUUCACCUGCGCGCCCAUCCCCUUCAUGAGGAUCAGCCCCUGGUGGUACUUCGCUCUGAUCUCCGUCUCGGGGAUUUUCGCCGUCACCUUCUCCGUGAUCUUCGCCUACGUCGCUGACAUCACAGAGGAGCACGAGAGGAGCACCGCCUACGGCCUGGUGUCGGCCACCUUCGCCGCCAGCCUGGUGACCAGUCCGGCCAUCGGCGCCUUCCUGUCGGCGCGCUACGGCGACAGCCUGGUGGUGCUGGUUGCCACGGUGAUCGCCGUGCUGGACAUCGCCUUCGUGUUCUUCCUGGUCCCCGAGUCGCUGCCCAACAAGACCCGGCUGACGUCCUGGGGCCUCCCCCUCACCUGGGAGCAGGCCGACCCCUUCAGCUCCCUCAGACGGGUGGGUAAAGACUCCACGGUUCUGCUGAUCUGUGUCACCGUGUUCCUGUCCUACCUGCCUGAAGCUGGACAGUAUUCUUCCUUCUUCCUCUACCUGAGACAGGUGAUUGAGUUUUCUCCUGAAGCCAUCGCUGCCUUUAUCGCCAUGGUGGGAAUCCUGUCCAUCAUCGCCCAGACUCUCCUGUUCAGUCUGCUGAUGAGGACCAUUGGGAAGAAGAACACGGUUCUGUUGGGUCUGGGGUUCCAGAUCCUGCAGCUGGCCUGGUACGGCUUCGGGUCGGAGCCCUGGAUGAUGUGGGCCGCCGGGACCAUCGCUGCCAUGUCCUCCAUCACUUUCCCAGCAGUCUCUGCUCUGGUUUCCCACAGCGCGUCACCGGACCAGCAAGGCGUGGCCCAGGGCAUGGUGACCGGGAUCAGGGGUCUCUGUAACGGACUCGGUCCGGCUCUUUACGGUUUCAUCUUCUUCCUGUUCAACGUGGAGCUGAUAGAGCUGCAGCCGCUGGAGAGGCCCCGGCCCGAGAAGGCCGUGGUUCCCGGCCCCCCCUUCCUGUUCGGAGCGUGUGCGGUUCUGCUCGCUCUUCUCGUCGCCAUCUUUAUCCCGGACCGCCGCCCGUCACCCGACACCGCCGCUGCAGGCUCCGCCCACAAGCCCGGUGCCAUGGCGACGGCCCAGAGCCCCGCCCAGGCCACGCCCACCAGCGACGCCGAGGACAUCGAGCCGCUUCUGCAGGACAGCAGCAUGUGACCCCCGGGGACCAAUCAGGAACCUCACUGGGGACAGGAGAAGCCCCUCCCACAGGAAGCCUCGCCCCCAGGAGAAGCCCCUCCCCCUGGAGAAGCCCCGCCCCCAGGAGAAGCCCCUCCCCCUGGAGAAGCCCCGCCCCCAGGAGAAGCUCCUCCCCUGGAGAUUCCGAAACUCUGAAGUUGAUUUUGGUGCCAUUUUGUUUUUUUUACGUGUUUUUUAACAGUUUUUUUUCAGCCACACCGAGACAUUCCUACAACCCUGUUACCAUGAAAACAAUCCCGUUACCAUGGAAACAACCCCGUUACCAUGGAAACAACCCUGUUACCAUGGCGACCUGAAGUUCAGACUGAAACAACCCCGUUACCGUGGAAACAACCCCGUUACCGUGGAAACAACCCCGUUACCAUGGCGACCUGAACUUCCUGCUGCACCGAACUUAAACUUGCUGUUACUGAACAGAAGCUUCUAAACCUGCUCUUGCUUUGUGUCUGUUUUCACCUGAUUAUUGAUCACUGAUCAAUGAUUGAUGAUGAUGAUCCUCUUCAUCCUCCUCCUCCUCUUCAUCCUCCUCCUCUUCAUCCUCCUCUUCCUCCCCCACUUAUACAGGAGGUUUUUAUUCUCUGUAUCUUCUCUGCUCUCGUGCCUCUGAUGAUUCACACGUUCAUCUUUUCCAGAGAUGAACUGAUGAACUGAUGAUUCACUCGUUCAUCUUUUCCAGAGAUGAACUGAUGAUUCACAUGUUCAUCUUUUCCAGAGAUGAACUGAUGAUUCACACGUUCAUCUUUUCCAGAGAUGAACUGAUGAUUCACACAUUCAUCUUUUCCAGAGAUGAACUGAUGAUUCACACAUUCAUCUUUUCCAGAGAUGAACUGAUGAACAGAUGAACUGGUGAAAGGAUGAACUGAUGAACUGAUAUCCAGCUGAGCGGCUGCUCUUUUAUCUGAAGAUCAUUUAGUUUAAUAUUUCUGAAGACGAUUAUUAUAAUAAUAAAGUAUAAAUGUAAAUGA